Macadamia integrifolia is the source of this 1537-nucleotide messenger RNA. RefSeq lists its product as uncharacterized. Gene Ontology annotation, cellular component: plastid. The record is from RefSeq and is a predicted model, not a curated record. The transcript is spliced from 2 exons. The coding region runs from base 178 to 825 and encodes 215 amino acids. NCBI's taxonomy places the organism in Eukaryota, Viridiplantae, Streptophyta, Magnoliopsida, Proteales, Proteaceae.
UGGAUUGGGCAAUUGUAUAAGAUAGAUUGAAAUUAAAAGUUUUUGAAAUCCAACAAACCCGGGCGAAACCCAUAUCCAGAUCCACUUCUGUUCCCAAAUGAAAGAGUUGAACUCUGCAUAAAUACAAACCCCAAACGCCCCAAACCCUAGAAAGCGAAGCUUGUCAUACCCUUGGCGAUGGCGAUUCCAACAACUGAUACUGAUGAUUUCUCGUCUUCCGCAACUUUAAUUUCUUUCCAUCGUCCACUUCCUUUGCUAAGAGGACCCAUACCAGCUGGUUUAUCAGACGACCCAUCGAAAGGGCCUUUCGUUCUGGCUUUCAGAGACCCAUCAAGCUGGAAGUCUGCUUUUCAAGUUUGUGAAUCUAAAGUCAUUGAGCAGUGCGAGGCUGGAGCACGGAUUGGGUGUUCUAUUAGUGCUUCUAACAAGUGCAAACCACCAUGGUGGAGAUUCUUGUUUGGAGGUGCUACUGUUGAUGUCGCUGCACGGGAGCAGUGUGAAGAGCUUGAGAUGGCAUCCUGUCUUGCUGUUUCUAAAGAAUCCUGUCUCAAGUUAGGAAAGGAGAAGUGCUUACCUCCUUUUCGGGAUGCACGAAUAGCAUUGAUUGAUUGUAAAGGAGUUUCAAAGUUUAUUUUCUGGGCAUCCCCAAUAACAAGAAGAAGCAUGUGGUCCAAGUCAAUGGGGUCAAGCCAGCCAGAUUCCUGCCUUUCACUGCAUUGUGACCUUCAAGUGACUAACUAUAGAGGAAGUGUUCUAUUAGAAUCUAAGACCAGCAGCGAAGAAUCUCCAGGUACAAGCAGCCUCAAGCAGGAAAGCUUGCACUAAUGGACAUAAGUUUUGAAUUAAGGAGUUAUAGAAGGGAAGCUCAAGUCCAAGGUUUUUUGACCAUGAUAUAUUCAGGACACUAGAUUCUGAUUGCCUGGUAAUUUGCUUCAUAUUAUAUGCUUGAACCAAAGAGGGAAGCUCUUUUACUGCUCGCCACUUGGUUGAAGGACAUUGCAUGUGGCCAUUCCACUCAGGUCCCUUAGGAAGGAGUGGUGAUGUUUGAAGCUCAUUCAGUAUUGAAAGUAACAGAAUGGAGUUGUGUUUGAAGCAGGCGGCUGCAUCAUCUCAAGCCCCCUACAUUCAUUCGAUCUGUCACCUUAACAAGAGAAUUCAAUGCCCCCAUCUCCUGCAUCUUCACCAGCACAUAGAUAUCUACUUUUAAAUUAAAAUUUGGUUAUGGCUGAAGAGAAGCAAUCAGAUUCAGACUGUUCCUGAUUCAUACCUUCAUGAUGGAGUGAGAAAAUUUCUGGUAGCUGGUGCAAGGUUCUGUCUGCAUUUUGGUUGCUGAGCUCGUCUGGCUUAGAUUUUGUGCCAUUGUAAUUGGAUCAAAGGGUAAAUCACUUCAGCAGCAGCUGAAUUCAUCAAUUUGGUUCAUCGAGUCUAUUCUACCAAAGGACCAAAUGUUUUGCACUUACCUUUUUUGAGUGCUGCAUUUGCCAUAUGUAUAGGUAAUAUAAACAUAUAGAGGGAAAUUAAUGAGUUCUCUUUCUCA